Messenger RNA from Sitophilus oryzae (rice weevil), 2944 nucleotides. It is a transcript of the gene Adar, whose product is annotated as double-stranded RNA-specific editase Adar. Gene Ontology annotation, molecular function: double-stranded RNA binding; double-stranded RNA adenosine deaminase activity; tRNA-specific adenosine deaminase activity. Lineage: Eukaryota; Metazoa; Arthropoda; Insecta; Coleoptera; Curculionidae. The record is from RefSeq and is a predicted model, not a curated record. Gene Ontology annotation, cellular component: cytoplasm; nucleolus. Bases 123 to 2474 code for a protein of 783 amino acids. Gene Ontology annotation, biological process: RNA processing; adenosine to inosine editing. The transcript has 11 exons.
GAAUUUACCACAUGUUAACUGUCAUUUGUCAUUUCAGUUUGUCGUUUGUGUUUGCCAAUUUUGCCAUUUUAUACGUGUUUUGAUGGUGUUUUGUUGGCUUUAAUUUGUUCCUGGAUGUUUUUAUGCUUCUUGAAUUGAACGGCGUGACUUUAACAAUCGCAAACAUGGCUAAAGAAUCGGAAACAAUUUUAGAAAAUAACGAAACUGUUGAAAUGUCUGAAUCCAAAGAAACUAUGGAUGUAAAAGAUGUAGAAGGAAAAACUAACAAUAGCGCGAAAAGACCACAUGAAGGCACAAAUUCACUUCUAGACUGUGAUAGUCCCGCUCCUUGCACGCUUCUAGACCAGCACAAAGAGGUAUCUGAGAUCGUCAACGGGCGCAACCCCAUUUCAAUCCUUAACGAGCUGUUUACCGCGCCCUCUAGCCUACGCUACGAACUACUGGAGGCGCAGGGCCCUGACCACAGCCCCACCUUCAUCACCUUGCUCAAGAUCAAGGACCACGAGGAGGAAUUCAAGGGUUCGGGGCCCUCAAAGCGUAUCGCCAAGUCCAGGGCUGCCCUGGGGGCGCUGCUCUACAUGUUCGAGAGGUCUAGGAAGGUCGGCGAUUUGAGCGUGGUAAAGAGCGAGGCUGUCUCGAAGCAGGUGCGGAAGAUUCUGGACGUGGAGGAGAGUCGGACGAUUGAUGGUAGAGGCGACGAGAAGACAUCCGAGAAGCCGGCGAAGAAGAAGAGGACCGAAAUCGAUAUCACCGAAAAAAAUCCGGUGUCCAUCUUGAACGAGCUGCGCGUCGGCCUCAAGUACGAAGUGGAGGCCGUGUCCGGUCCCCCGCACCAUCCCGUCUUCAACGUGCGCGUCGAAGUCGACGGUCAGACGUACCACGGCAGCGGCCAGUCCAAGAAGAUCGCCAGGGCCAAAGCCGCGGAGCAGGUGUUGCAAUCGUUUAUACAGUUUCCGACUAACGGCAUUAUAUUGAAGACCAGCGCGCCCAAGCAGGAUGGAGAUUUUACCAGCGACAAGGUUGCUGAAAUUAAGAAGAGCGGAGUGCCAGUUAUAGGUUCGAGAGAUAAGAACCCAGUAAUGUUGCUCAACGAGCUCUACCCCAACGUGGCGUAUAGCUUCACAAACAAUGACACGGAUGUGGUAAACAGAUUCAGGGCUGUUAUUACUAUUAAAGGCGAAGAGUUUAUUGGCACAGGAUCUAGUAAGAAAAAUGCGAAAAGUGCCGCAGCCAAGUUAGCUCUCGCUAAAUUAAUCAACUACACACCGUCAGUUUAUCUGAACAACAAAAGUUCGGAAUACGGUUUAGUAACCAAGGACAAAUUAUUGAUGGCAGAUGGCAUUGGCAGGAUGGUAAACGAGAAGUUCAUGGAAGUGAUGGCUGGCGACAUCCAACAUUCGCGUAGGAAGGUGCUAGCCGGCAUAGUGAUGACCAGAGGUCCGACGUUGGACGACGCCGAGAUCAUUUGCGUCACCACAGGCACCAAGUGUGUCUCGGGCGGCCACAUAUGCCUUAAUGGGUCUACUUUGAACGAUAUGCAUGCAGAGAUCAUCGCCAGGCGUUGUCUGGUCAACUUCUUUUACGACCAACUGGAAAUAUUAGUCAAUCCAGAGACGGCGUCACAAUCAAUAUUCACGAAGCGACAGAACGGCAACGGCUACAAGUUACUCCCCGGUAUCGAGUUUCAUCUGUACAUCAACACGGCCCCUUGCGGCGACGCGAGGAUAUUCAGCCCCCACGAGGAUCAGCCGCACACAGACAGGCAUCCCAAUCGCAUUUCCAGGGGCCAGUUGCGUACCAAAAUCGAGUCUGGCGAGGGUACCAUUCCCAUCAAAGGUUCUUCCAUACAAACUUGGGACGGCAUUAUUCAGGGCGAAAGACUCUUAACAAUGUCGUGUUCAGACAAAAUUUGUAAGUGGAACGUUUUGGGUGUACAAGGAGCCUUGCUGUCCCACUUCAUAGAGCCCAUCUACCUCAAGAGUAUAGUUUUAGGAAGCUUAAUGAAAGAACAACACCUGUACAGAGCGAUAUGCGGCCGCAUAGAGCAAACGUUGCAGGGCCUGCCCCCGCCGUUUCAGCUAAACCGGCCCGAGAUGCUGCGCGUCAGCUCGGUGGAGGUGCGCCAGGCGCAGAAGGCGCCCAACUUCGCGGUGAUCUGGUCGCGGGGCAUGCAACUGCCCGAAGUGGUGAUGACGGACAAGGGGAGGCCCGAGGGCGGCGCCAAGUUGUCGCUGGUGUGCAAGCAGAACCUGGCCAAGAGGUUCGCCUGGUUGCAGGAGUGGCUGUCGCCGAUCGGCGGCAGGAGGAUCACGGCCAUGACGUAUGCAGACGCAAAGGAGUCGAUAAAAACAUAUGUGGUAGCAAGACAGGCUUUGUAUGAUGCCUUUAAGAAAGCACAACUAGGAGUGUGGGUUACCAAGCCUAUGGAACAAGACAUGUUCGAGCUUGCCGCACCUAUUGAUCAACAAUUCUAACUGCAAGACGAGACAGAUUCUAACCUAAAAUGUUUUAACUUUUUUCUAAUUACCGUUAAGAUCUCUCAUCGCUGUAUAAAGCUUGGAAUAGUUUAUUUCUCCAUAAUUCGAGAAGCAGUACAAAUUAGUGUCAUCUAUUUCCUGCCAUCGCUCAUGAGAGUUUCUUUUUUAAUGUAAAUUUUGUUUAUAUGUCGGAUCAUAAUGUGUAAAAAUAAAAGCUCGGGACAUUUAUAAACUUUGCACUGCUUGGAUGAAUGCCAUUGUAUAACAGUGAAAAUUUAUAAUGUCUUUGUUGUAUAAUUUAUUUCAGUUUUAACAAACUCGAUUAUUUUUUUAAGCACUUUUAUUAGAAUAUAGCUAGGUGAUUUUUAUAGAGCUCAGUAUCGUUUGUGUAUUUUGUGUUGAAAUACUAUAUUUGCUCUAUUGAGUAGUUAAUAAUUUUGUGAUUAAUAAAAUUAUGAGAAUAGGUA